Molecule: messenger RNA, 1368 nt
Organism: Alternaria hordeiaustralica
Lineage: Eukaryota; Fungi; Ascomycota; Dothideomycetes; Pleosporales; Pleosporaceae
Exons: 3
Coding region: 1-1368 (455 amino acids)
Biological process (GO): DNA repair
Cellular component (GO): Smc5-Smc6 complex; nucleus
Source: RefSeq, a predicted model, not a curated record
AUGAACUCGGACAAAGAAAAUGAGCAGCCUGAGACACGCGCAAACACGCCGCGACGAGGCAAGGCUGGCGGCAUGCGCAGCGCGUCGGUGCGUAUGCCGACGCCCGACUCGGGCUCAACAACUGGUAACGGCAGCAAGAGGAGGAGAACCGAUAACUACGCAAUGGCUCAGCCGCACAUUUACGAAGAUGGAAACGACGAGCAAGAGGAGGAGGAGGAAGAGGACAUGCACGAAGUGGAAACGCCCUCGCAGCCCCCACCCGAGUCAGAUGAGGAAGGCGACCAGAAGUACUACAACCCAAACCAGAACCCCGAGCAGCGAAGGAGACUGCGAGCAAACAUGCGCGAUAACCAUCGUAUGCUGGAAGAUAAUCGCGAUGACUAUGUCAAAUCACGCGACAGCGGACUGCUUGAUGCUAUCAAGACACAAAACAGCUUGUUCGGCAAGGUGCGACAAACGGCUGACGCUACCGUUGACUCCCGCUUCCUCGUCAGCGCCAGCGACCUAGCAGGCAAGAAACUCAACAACAGCUUAGGCAACUCUGGUGUUGGCAUCGAUCUGGAUCAAUUCGUUUCAAAAUGCAUAUACUUUAUGAAAUCCGGCGGUUACAUCGCAGGCGAGGAAGACGCACCCGCACUAGCCGUAGGCGAUGACGACGAGGAAGAUCCAGAUGGGCUCGACUGGGCAUUACUGGGUCGGCGAGCAUGCUUCCCGCGCAACAGGCGACCGCCAACAUCAAGUUUCCUGCUUGGCCCACUCUCAGUUCAGAGGCGCGUUCGUGUGACUCAAAAGAAAGCUCGAUCGCAACGGCAACCUCUUGGUCCAGCAACUCGACCCCAGGAGAUUCAGACCAGUGACAUUCAGCAAAAUGAGAGCAACAACUUGACGACCUUGGUUAAAGGUAUCAGGUCACGCUUGGAACAGCAUAUCACAGUUUCCGAAACGUUGGUCGAAGAAGAACUCUACGCAAUGCCAGGAGAUGAGAUACCUGACGACGUUAAAGCCGCUGCUCUUGUACGCCACAGAAUUGCCAUGACCAACGAAGACGAAACCGCAGUCAACCUGCUUGAUUUUGCAAUAAACCCUCACGACUUUGGGCAGACGGUUGAGAACCUUUUCUAUAUCAGUUUCCUGGUAAAGGAAGGAAAUGCUAAGAUAGUCAAAGACGCACAUGGACUUCCGCUACUUUCACCCAGUGGCGUCUCAGAACACCGAGAGAGAGACGUACAAAAACACCAGGCCGUGUUCAGCCUCGACUUCCCUUCCUGGCGGAUGUUCAUUGAAGCGUAUGAUAUCACAACGCCGCUCAUACCACAGCGCGAAGUGGAAGAGGCAACUGUUGGCGCCAACGGCUGGUACAACGGCUGA